AUGACCUCGACUACCCAUCUGCGCGUCCUGCGCACCUCAACACGACCCCCUCCGUCCCAGCUGCUGCUCCUGCAGCUCAGCUCCUCCCACCACCGCCCGCACACAUCACGACAGCCAUUCUCCACGUCGCCGCACGCCCGGAAGCAGCCCGCAAGCGCAGCGGCAGCAGCACAGACACACGGCAUCUCCCCAACAGCCGCGAACCCGCCCGCCUCGACGCGCCCGCCGCCCCUGAGCCUGCCCGCCCGCGACCCGUCCGCGAGCACCUUCUCGCACCUCUUCGCGACGGGCAAGGCCUACCUGACCUUCUACAAGACGGGCUUCCGGCAGAUCUACACCAACACGCGCCUGGUGUGGUCCCUGGGGACGGCCUCGGGGAUCCCCCCGUCACUGUCCCCCGGCAACACCAACAGCACCAGCACCAGCACCAGCAAUAGCAACACCAUAGCAUCGCCGCCCACCCUCCGCCCCGCGGCGACGACGCGCUCCACCGAGCUCCUGCGCCGCCGCUGGCGCCACGACGUGCGGCGCCUCCCGCUCUUCGCCCUCAUGUUCGUCGUCUGCGGCGAGUUCACGCCCCUCGUCGUCCUCCUCCUCCCCCGCGUCGUGCCCCUGACGUGCCGGAUCCCGCGGCAGGUCGAGCAGCUGCGGGAGGCGGCCGAGGCGCGGCGGCAGGCCUCGGCGGCGACGAUGACGACGAUGACGACGACAACAACAACAACAGGGAAGAGGAACAACAGCGGCGCCGCCGCCGCGGCCGUCACCGCCCACGUCGCGCGCUCGCUGGGCCUCGUCUCGCCCCUCUGGGACCGCCUGCCCCUGCCCGACUCCGCCGUCGCCCUGCUGGCCUCGCGCAGGGUCCGCGCCCACGCCGCCUACCUCGUCCGCGACGGCCACCUCCUCUCGCAGGCCGGCGGCGUCCCCGCGCUCGAGGACGACGAGGUCGUGCUGGCGUGUGAGGACCGCGGGCUGCCGGUCGUGGGCAGGUCGCCCGCGGAUCUGCGCAAGGAGCUGGCGCAGUGGGUGGACCUGGCCGGCGGCGGCUGGGUCGGUGGUGAUACCGGGAGCCCUUGGAGCCCUGAGGCGGUGGCCCGGCAGGAGGCGCUUGUGGUGUCGUUGCUGGCGGCGCCCGAAUGGCCGCCAAAUGAGCAGCAACUGGGGGCACUGGCCAGCAUGAUGGAAGAGAGUUAG
Molecule: messenger RNA, 1191 nt
Organism: Diaporthe batatas
Lineage: Eukaryota; Fungi; Ascomycota; Sordariomycetes; Diaporthales; Diaporthaceae
Exons: 1
Coding region: 1-1191 (396 amino acids)
Biological process (GO): intracellular monoatomic cation homeostasis
Cellular component (GO): mitochondrial inner membrane
Molecular function (GO): ribosome binding
Source: RefSeq, a predicted model, not a curated record